Molecule: messenger RNA, 4710 nt
Organism: Saccharomycopsis crataegensis
Lineage: Eukaryota; Fungi; Ascomycota; Saccharomycetes; Ascoideales; Saccharomycopsidaceae
Exons: 1
Coding region: 1-4710 (1569 amino acids)
Biological process (GO): phospholipid translocation
Cellular component (GO): plasma membrane; trans-Golgi network
Molecular function (GO): ATP hydrolysis activity; magnesium ion binding; ATP binding
Source: RefSeq, a predicted model, not a curated record
AUGGCCCGGUCCCAAAGACCCUCUCGGGUGAAUAAUGACCAUUCUGUUGCCGAAGAAGACGUCGAAAGCAAUGCGGGCAGCAAUUCAAUAAAACGAGCGACAACUCUGGAAGAAAUUGUAAACAAGCUUCCGGUUUUUAAUCCAACAAUAAUAAACCCUGGUUACGAUGAUAUGGUAGACCUCAAGAAUUAUACCAAUGUGAAAUUCAGCGACCGAUUAGACACAUUGAGAUUCAAAUAUCUCGAUGGCGAAACCCCUUUGUUUAUCAAACAGAAUUUACUCAAUAUCAAAAGAAAAGUUUUCGUGCAAACUCCAUUGGCCGAUGAUAUGUUGACUCAGCAGGGGGAGGCAUUGGUUCCCAAACAAAUAUACCCAAGAAAUAAAAUCAGAACCACAAAGUAUACUCCCAUCAAUUUCAUCCCUAAAAAUUUAUUCAACCAAUUCCAAAACGUUGCAAAUGGUUAUUUCUUAUUUUGUAUCAUCUUGGGUGCUUUCCAGAUCUUCGGGGUUGCUUCUCCUGGUAUGAAUGCGGUUCCUUUGAUUGUUAUUGUGGUUCUUACAGCUGCUAGAGAUGCUUUUGAAGAUUCCAGAAGAGGAAUUUCCGAUAAUGAGUUGAACAAUUCGAAAAUUCAUUUAGUUACCGGCCUAGAGAAUCCAAAUGUGUUGCUAGAUAAUGUCGGCCCUUGGAGAAGAUUUAAGAAGGCUAACUCUAAGUUUUUCAGAAAUUUGUUAUUCAAACAUAUAGUCCCAAUUUUCAAGAAGAAAAAGAACUCCGACCCUGAAGUUGGGAUCAAAGGCAAUGAAUUGCUGUCAAUAUUAUCCCAGCAUGAGUCUCUCGGAACUAUUGAAGAUGGUGGAGAGUUGUAUAAUAAUCGUCUUUCUAUCCAAACCUCAAGAUUUUUGAAUGCCCGUGAUAAGAUUUCCAGACCAAUUCCCGACACAAUCACUAACCCAGGUUACCAACCAACCGGUGCAAUUAAAUUUAAGAACAAGGCAUGGAAAGAUAUUUAUGUAGGUGAUAUUGUUAGAGUGAGACAAAAUGAAGAAGUUCCGGCUGAUAUUGUGUUGUUAUCUACCUCUCUCGAAGAUCAAAACUGUUAUAUUGAAACCAAGAAUUUGGACGGUGAAACCAACUUGAAAUCAAGACAAUCUCUUAAAGCCGGUGCAGGUUUAAAGUAUGGUAACGAUAUUGAAAGAAUCAAAUGUUGGAUUGAGUGUGAUAGUCCUAAUACAAACCUAUAUUCUUUCAAAGGGGUGAUGCACUAUCCUAAUUAUGAAGAUCCAAAUGGCGAAGAGCACUUGGAAUCUAUUACUAUUGAUAAUGUAUUAUUUAGAGGAUCUACUUUGAGGAACACGAAAUGGGCUAUCGGGGUGGUAAUUUACACCGGUAGUGAAACAAAAAUCAUGUUGAAUUCUGGUAUUACUCCAACUAAGAAGUCUAAAAUUUCCCGUGAAUUGAAUUUGUCUGUCUAUAUCAACUUUUCUUUGUUGUUCGUGUUGUGUCUUGUUUCGGGUGUUAUUAAUGGUGUAUUUUAUAAUAAGAAGCAUAUUUCGCGGCUUUACUAUGAAUUCGAGCCGUAUAGUGAUAAAGCAUCUGUGUCUGGUGUGGUUGCAUUCUUUGUGGCCUUAAUUUUAUAUCAAUCUUUGGUUCCAAUUUCUCUUUAUAUUUCUGUGGAAAUUAUCAAGACGGUCCAGGCAUAUUUUAUUUGGUCAGAUAUCAAAAUGUAUUAUGAGAAAUUAGAUUAUCCAUGCAUUCCAAAAUCCUGGAAUAUUUCCGAUGAUGUUGGUCAAAUCGAAUAUAUUUUCAGUGACAAAACAGGUACUCUUACUCAGAAUGUUAUGGAAUUUAAGAAAUGUUCGAUUGGUCUAAAUAGCUAUGGUCAGUGUUACACUGAAGCAAAAAUGGGAAUGCAAAAAAGAUUGGGUGUGGAUGUUGUCAAAGAGAAGAUUCAAAUGGAUAAGCUCAUUGCGGACGAUAAGCUGGAAAUGAUUGGUUUGAUGAAUAAUAACAUGGAUUUCUUCAGUAAUGGGAAUGCCCAAACUUAUAUUGCAAACAUGGACGAAAAUGAAUUAACUUUUAUCAGUGCUGAUUACGCAAAAGAUGUUCUCAAACAGGGCUCACAGAAGGCAUUAAAUGAAUGGUUCAUGACCACUUUAGCUUUAUGUCAUACUGCUGUCACGGAGGACAAUCCAGAAAAUGAUCACAAGAAGCUCAUCAAGGCCGAAUCUCCAGAUGAAAAUGCUUUAGUCGGCGUGGCAAGGGAUGUUGGUAUCGAAUUUAGAGGUAGAAGUAGAGAUAUCAUGUACGUCACCAGAUAUGGUAUCGAAACCCCUUACAAAGUGUUGAAUGUCAUUCCUUUUAACUCUACCAGAAAGAGAAUGAGUGUUAUCGUUGAAGUUCCAAAAUCUCACUUGCCAGAAUACCUGAAUGUGACUCAAGAAGUAAACAACGAACAAGAAGAAGAAAAAGUUGUUGUGGUCCUUACAAAAGGUGCUGACAAUGUUAUCUAUGAAAGAUUGAAUGUUGCAUCCGACUCGGCAAUGUUGCAGAAGACUGCCCUCUAUCUUGAACAAUUUUCCAAAGAAGGUUUGCGUACCUUGUGUGUGGCCUAUCGCGUUGUCGAUAAUGGAUACUAUAAGGAUUGGUCAGAAAGAUUCCAUAGGGCUAAUGUUUCCAUUGAUGAUGAUCGUGAAGAAGUGAUCGAGUCUGUUGCUAACAUGAUUGAACGUGACUUUACUUUGAUCGGUACCACUGCAAUCGAGGAUAGAUUGCAAGAUGGUGUUCCUAGCUCUAUCGCCUUGUUGGGUGAAGCGGGGAUCAAAUUAUGGGUUCUCACUGGUGACAAAGUUGAAACUGCUAUCAAUAUUGGUUUUUCUUGUAAUUUGUUGGAUUCAGACAUGAAAUUAUUGGUCAUUGGAAAUAAUAAAGAUACUGCUGCUGAAGCUAAUGUUGAUUCCAGUUCUUCCACUGAAUCCCAUACGUCUUCCAAUUAUGACAACGAUAAAGAUACUGUUUUCAGUCAGAUUGAUGAAAAACUUUCAAAGUAUUUGUCUGAAGAAUUUGAUAUUCACUUGAACACCAGGGAAGAUAUCAAUGCUGCCGUUUCCGAUGCCAAACAAAAUCACAGCACACCAAAGGGGACACAUGCUGUUAUUGUUGAUGGUGCGGCUUUAACUGCCAUUUUUGAUGAUUUGCAUACUGAUUUGCGAAAGAAGUUUUUGCUCCUUUGUAAAAAUUGUAAAUCUGUUUUGUGUUGUCGUGUUUCGCCAUCUCAGAAAGCUCAAGUCGUUAGGGCUACCAAGGAGCUUUUUAAGGUUAUGACAUUAGCAAUUGGUGAUGGUGCAAAUGAUGUUGCUAUGAUUCAGGCCGCUAAUAUUGGUGUUGGGAUCGCCGGGGAAGAAGGUAGACAAGCCGUCAUGUCUUCAGAUUAUGGUGUUGGCCAAUUUAGAUUCUUGACUAGAUUAGUAUUAGUUCAUGGUAGAUGGUCAUACAAGAGAUUAGCUGAAAUGAUUCCUUGUUUCUUCUAUAAGAAUGUGGUUUUUACCUUGACCUUGUUUUGGUAUGGUAUUUAUGUCAACUUUGAUGGUACCUACUUGCUUGAAUUUACCUUGAUUAUGUUUUAUAAUUUGGCAUUCACGUCGUUACCAAUUAUCUUUUUGGCGGUUUUGGAUCAAGACGUCAGUGAUACUGUGUCUUUGUUGACUCCAGAGUUGUACAUAAGUGGUAUCUUAGGUUUGGAAUGGUCACAGUUCAAAUUCAUAUUUUAUAUGCUUGAUGGUGUUUACCAGUCAGUUAUCUCGUUCUACUUCCCAUACUUGUUGUAUUACACAGGUACAUUUGUUAACUCCCAAGGUUUAAUUCUUAUUCAUAGAUUUUGGAUGGGUACCAUGGUUGCUUCGAUUUCUGUUAUUUCUUGUAACAUUUAUGUUUUGUUGCAACAAAAGAGAUGGGAUUGGUUAAGUGGUAUUAUUUAUGCUUUCUCUGUGUUGAUUAUUUUCUUCUGGAUUGGUGUCUGGUCUUCUUCAACCUAUUCUGGUGAGUUCUACAAGGCUGCGGCUCAGGUUUAUGGUACCUUGACGUUCUGGUGUGUGUUCUUUGUGGGUGUGUUGUGUAAUUUGUUACCAAGAUUCUCGUUCGACACCAUUAAAAGAUUAUAUAGACCAAAGGACAUUGAUAUUAUCAGAGAAAGAGUCAAUAUGGGUGAUUACGAUGGGUACCCUGAAGGGUAUGAUCCAACUGACGCUAAAGACGUUGAGAAGUAUAGACUUAUGCAUGAUCGUUAUCUUAGUGAAACCAAGCCGAUUAACUUCGACUCCUCAUCGUCUUCAAACUUUGCUGCUACUUCUGAUGAAGCAAAGAUUGAAAACGGAGCUAACUCUGAGUCAACCCAGAACAAGGUGUCAUCGGUUCCAAACGAAAGGUCUGCAGAAGACGGUACUCCUCAACCUGGUGUUGAAAGAAAACCAGCUGUUGCACAAAUUGUUAGACAUCAAUUGGGGUCCAUCAAGAGAAAACUUACAAUUUCUAAACUGAAGAAAAAUUCUCAGGCGCACUUAUCACCAUUGGAACAAAUGAGAAGAAAUAUGAUCAGCAAUGGCGAGUAUGUGGGAAGUAGAACUUCCUUGUCUACUAGCCAAGUCCCUGGUCUUACUCAGGCAGAAUCCUUGAUGUCCGUUCACUCAAGAAUCUCAAAUAUGGCGAGGGAGUGA